GAUAACUGAUCUGAGCAAGGAAACACUUGAUCCAUGGGUAUAUGUAUAUAAAACCAUUUGCAAAAGACUCCUAGAAACACACAGAUAACACAGUGAUGUAUUUGUAACGCACUCUCAAAUAACCAGUGUUAUUGCUCUUAUCAUGCUUCCAAAGCACAACGGUACCAUGCCAUGCACUAUCACUGGGAACUGCCGUCUCUCAACUGCUCAAGAGGGCAGGCAAUAUACAAUUAAGCGAAAGUAUUUCAAACUGAUAACAAAUAACAGAUAGUGUCACAUGGUAGGAGAGUCACCAGCUACAGUUGCCAACAGGAUCCCCAACUGACUACAACCAUAUUUCGGGGCAGAGUAAGAGCCUGCAAUUCAAUCCCUGUGUGAUCCCAGUGAUCGAAUUUACUUCAGUUUGCAGCAUGUUAGGAGCACUGUUGCAGCGAGCGCCCAAAUUGUCCAACGUGUUCUAUAAAGUUAGCAGUGCUAAAUUCGCUCGAGGCAUGGCAACCUACUUGGUAGAAGACGAAAGUUACAGUUUCUUGAAGGAUCUCGGACUGCAACGUGUAAAUAGCGGCGUUUACAAUGGAGAAUGGGUUGCCGCCGGUAAAGCAAAUACGGUGAAAUCUAUCGAUCCGGGAACAGGUCGAGUUAUAGCGGAAGUAACAACGGGCACGGAGCAGGAUUUGGAACGGUGUCUUACUGCUGGUGUAUCUGCAUUUCAAGAAUGGAAAAAAUUGCCAGCUCCCUACCGCGGUGAGAUCGUUCGUCAGAUUGGUGAUGAGCUGCGCAAGUUUAGAGAUCCGCUCGGUAAGUUGGUAGCGUUGGAGAUGGGCAAAAUUCUACCAGAAGGCGUAGGUGAGGUACAGGAGUUUGUCGAUAUAUGUGACUACGCCGUCGGAUUGUCGCGCAUGUUUGGUGGAUUCAUAUUUCCAUCCGAGCGGGCACAGCACACUAUUCUGGAGAAAUGGAAUCCGCUUGGAUUGGUCGGUGUGAUAUCGGCGUUUAACUUCCCAUGUGCAGUUUUUGGAUGGAAUACGGCCAUUGCGCUUACCGUUGGAAAUACGGUAGUGUGGAAAGGUGCUCCAAGUACAUCGUUGGUCAGCGUUGCCACCACCAAAAUCGUGACAGACGUGAUUAAGCGCAACAAUCUACCACCUAUUGUGACACUUUGUCAGGGUGGUGAUGAGAUAGGCAAGCAAAUGGUUAAAGACGAACGCGUCAAAUUGAUGUCGUUCACCGGCAGUACAGCAGUUGGCCGAACCGUCGGUAUCGAGAUGCAGCGACGAUUCGGGAGGUGUCUGCUUGAGCUGGGCGGUAACAAUGCGCUUAUCAUCAACGAAGACGCGCCUCAGGAAAUGGCUCUCGAUGCAGCAUUUUUCGGCUGCAUAGGCACCGCAGGCCAACGUUGCACAACGACUAGACGGUUGAUUAUUCACGAAAAACUCUACGAUAGUUUUGUCCAAAAGCUAGUCAAACGCUACACUAAUCUGAUGCAACGUGUCGGGCAUCCGUUGGAUCAGGCUACGCUUUACGGGCCGGUACAUAACCAGCAGGCGGUAGACAAUUACAAACAAGCUGUGCAGGAAGCAGUUUCCCUGGGCGGUAAAAUAGAAUGCGGUGGUAAAGUUAUUGAGCGACCUGGAUUUUACGUGGAGCCGACCAUUAUUUCCAAUUUGCCACACGAUGCUCCUGUUGUUAAGCGAGAAACGUUCGCACCGAUUGUAUAUGUUUUCAAGACCAAGGAUUUAAAACAAGCAAUCAGCUGGAAUAACGAAGUGGAUCAAGGACUUUCCUCCUCACUUUUCACCAAUAACAUCCAGUCUGCUUUCGAGUGGAUAGGAGAGAAUGGUUCUGACUGUGGCAUAGUAAACAUUAACACUUCACCUUCUGGUGCUGAAAUCGGAGGAGCCUUUGGUGGGGAAAAACACACCGGAGGUGGACGAGAAUCUGGAUCCGAUGCAUGGAAACAAUAUGCCCGUCGUUCAACAAUUACUGUAAAUCAUUCUACAGAUUUGCCACUGGCACAGGGACUUGUUUUUGAAUGAGUUAGACCCGAACGGGAUCAACGAUGCCAUGUCAUUACGAUUUCAAAUAUGAAGCGAAAUAAAUACAUACUUGUUUUGUUUAAAAAU
This is a messenger RNA of Anopheles moucheti, 2123 nucleotides long. RefSeq names its product putative aldehyde dehydrogenase family 7 member A1 homolog (gene Aldh7A1). The record is from RefSeq and is a predicted model, not a curated record. The transcript is spliced from 2 exons. NCBI's taxonomy places the organism in Eukaryota, Metazoa, Arthropoda, Insecta, Diptera, Culicidae. Bases 411 to 2036 code for a protein of 541 amino acids. Gene Ontology annotation, molecular function: aldehyde dehydrogenase (NAD+) activity.